Messenger RNA from Parasteatoda tepidariorum (common house spider), 2300 nucleotides. RefSeq lists its product as uncharacterized. NCBI's taxonomy places the organism in Eukaryota, Metazoa, Arthropoda, Arachnida, Araneae, Theridiidae. The record is from RefSeq and is a predicted model, not a curated record.
GGAGAAACAAUCUGGUAUAUAAAGAGUUUCCUUUCGCAUAUCUUUGAUAGUUUGUUCGAAGUGACUGUUUUAGGAAGAUCCGUUAUUUUCUAUGGUGGAAGAAUCUAAAGUGGGUCGGCUGUAUAUUUAUUUCGGUGUGUGAGUGUUUCGGUUGAGUUGAGCUCUACUUUUCUUAGCAGAUCUAGAGGUCUCUGGCGAAAAUCUUAAACUUUCCAAAAAUAAAAAGCCAUAACGUCAAGAGCAAGGACGAUAGUGAUGUUGUUCAUGGUCUUCAUGAAGGACAUAUUUGCUGUCAACUCGAGCAAACGAUUUCUGUGGAUGCGUACCAUGGCGGAUACGCAGUUGUUGUGUUGUUUCCUCCUCCUGAGUGCGUGUGUUGUUGCAACAAAUGGCCACCUCAACAGAUUCAAAGUGGCUCGUCACAGAGUGGGUACUUCAAAAUUCUCUCUGAAUCCAUUAAAGCCUUUCAUCAAUUUGAUGAGGCCCGAUCCAAUGAAGGCAGCCGCCCAAAGGCAUCAUCCAAAAUAUCUACCUCCACCCCCUGGCAUGUACCACCCUCCCAUGCACCAUCAUCCAGCCAGAGCAUCUUCUGUAGGCUAUGGGAUGCACCCAUACCGACCCUAUCCAUCGCAGUACACUCGUUACCUACCCCCUUCCACCAUGUCCCUUGUACCCCCCUUAUCAGCAGCACCUUCCACUCUCAUGUACUCCACUCUCAUGAAUGAUCAUCAUCAUCAUUCAUACAGACCUAUGGCAUCUGAUCUGCAGAUUAAGGCUGUGAGGAUACCUUCCAAAAAUCGCAGGCCGACAGCGGAUUCUUUGAACAUAGCGGACAGUGUCGUUCGCCAGUUGCUGGACUUCCCCCAUCAGCAGCAGCAACAACCGCUGGACCAGAAUUACCCGUCCGUUCUCGUCAUUGAAGACCCGGACGUGACGUCCUCCAGCGCUCAAACCGAAAUGGUGAGUGAUUCGUUGUCACAAUCCUCACCCAAACUGGUGAUAUCUCCACCCGUUCAUGCAGAUUUCGCAUCUGACUCGUCCGUGGACUCUUCCAGCAGCGCGUCCAACAACCCGGAAGUAUUCGUCAUCGUGUCAAAAAAUAAGAACAAAAAUAAUUAUUACGUGGAUGAGAAAAAAUCGUCCGAUAUGAUGACGUCUUCAGGUGGUUCCAAGUUAAAGAAAUAUAAAAUAACGUCGGCUUAUGACGAGAAUGGUGGACGACAGGUUUGGAUCAUAAAGUGAAAAAGUCUUUUUGGAUGUUUUAAAUAUGGAGUUGCUUGAUGCAAUUGUUUUAUAAGAAUCCCCUAUGGGUGAACAAACAUUCAGUACACUCCUGGUGAGAGGUGCUGCAAACAUGAGAGGUGCUGGUACAUUUCUACAAAAAGUUCAUUCACUAGAUAGGCCAACACAGCCAAAAAUAAAAAAAAUCUACAAAUGUUUAUGGAGUGAAAAUUAUAAGGAGAUGAAUAUAUUUAAAUCUGAACAUUAAUCUUUAUGGAGUAUAUUGGCAAACGACACAAGCAAAGUGAAGAGGACGCCAUACCAAGGGAGAAACUCAACGUCGACAAUUCUCUUUCACCUCCAUUACUAAUUUGAAAUUUAAAAGUAAGCUCAGGCAAUUCUAAAGUAAGCCAUGAAUUUUCAAUGGCUGAAAAAAUAAUUUCAAAAUGCAAGCAAAUGAUAGGAAGAGAAGUUUUCCUCGUCAUUUAUUUUCAUUUUCAGAAUUUUAAAAAUUUCUUUUCAAUGUUUGAAUCUUUCUUUAAGUUAGCCUGAACUCACUUUAUCUAUACUUUAAAUGAGUUAUUGAGGUAAACGAGAGCUUGCGACGAAACGUUACUACCGCGGUGUCCUCUUAAUAGUUUCGUUGGAGAAAUAAUUUCCUUUUUUAUACAAAAAAUGAAUUAGCAAGAAAAUUUUGGAACCAUAACUUAAAAUAGAUAUUUUUAAAGCAAUUUCAAAUUUAAAAAAUCUAAUUUUUUAAAAAUACUUUUAAAAAAAGAAAGAAAAUAGUUUAUAUAAGAUUUUUUUUGCUUAAGAAAUUUUUUGUGUAAUUCCCUUUCAUAGUUUUUGUUUAUGACAAUGUUGUAAAUUUAACAAGUUGAUAAAUUAUUGAACAUCAAGUAAUUAAGGAUCAUUAAUAAAACAAAUAAUUAAUAAGACAAUUCAAAGUGAAAGUUUUUCUUUUUUUUAAAAAUAAAAGUCAUAUUUUACUGAAUUACAAUGCAUAACAUAAGAAACUUUCUUUUAAUUAAAAUUUUUUACAGAAGAGAUAAUUCGAAAUAAUAAAUUAUAAUUUAAAU